CCAGGAUUGAAAUUGUGGACUGAGAAAAUAAAAAAAUAAAGAAGAGAAAUAAAAAAAAAUGGCGACCAGCAGCAUAGCAUCCGCCGGGUGCGGAUUUGCGGUGGCGCCGACCGUCGCGUCCGGCUCGACCACCGCCAAAAGCGGCGUGGCGUUCUUCUCCAGGAGAUACAGGAAUCCGAGAAUUGUGGUUCGGGCUGCGGACGAGGCGGCGGCGCCAGCAGCCUACGCCCCCGCCGCCGAAGCCCCCAAGGCUGCCAAGCCGCCGCCGGUCGGCCCCCCGAGGGGCUCGAAGGUGAGGAUUUUGAGGAAGGAGUCAUACUGGUACAAGGGUGUAGGCUCAGUUGUUGCUGUUGACCAG
Messenger RNA from Striga asiatica, 358 nucleotides. The record is from the annotation of a GenBank genome assembly. Lineage: Eukaryota; Viridiplantae; Streptophyta; Magnoliopsida; Lamiales; Orobanchaceae.